Molecule: messenger RNA, 1605 nt
Organism: Fusarium sp. VM40
Lineage: Eukaryota; Fungi; Ascomycota; Sordariomycetes; Hypocreales; Nectriaceae
Source: the annotation of a GenBank genome assembly
AUGACCGGCUCUGAAUACCUCAAUGUCUUCAAGGGCCCUGACUCGGUUCGCAACUAUUUCGAUCCUGAGCAAUCACCACCGUUGCCUCUUGUUGAGAUUCCUGACAGCCUCAACCCUUACCGUCAAGAUGGCGUUCGCAUCUAUGCCAAGAUGAUGACCAUGCAUCCCGCCACCAAUGUCAAAGUGAUGCCAGCUAUGAACUUGCUGGAAAAUGGUGUGCAGCCUGGUAAGACCAAGACUAUCGUCGAGAGCAGCUCCGGUUCUACUGUUAUUUCUAUGGCUAUGGUCGCCCGUGCUUUCCACGGUAUUGACGACGUGCACGCCUAUCUUAGCAACAAAACAAGUGAGACAAAGUUGCGUAUGAUGCAGUUCUUCGGUCUUAACGUCACUUUGUUCGGUGGACCAGCUCAACCUACACCUGUUGACGAGAGAGGAGGCAUCAGAUCCGCAGCUCGUAAAGACGCAGAGUCAGAGUCUGUGUGUAGUCCUAACCAAUACAUCAACGACGAUAACUGGAAGUCUCAUGUACGAUGGACAGGCCCUCAAAUCCACCGCCAACUCCCCGAGAUUAACGUGAUAGCUGCGUCUAUGGGAACUUCUGGUACAAUGACCGGCCUGGGCACCUACUUCAAGCAAGCCAAGCCUUCUGUGUACAGAAUUGCCGUAUGCACCAACGCCGGAGAGCGUGUGCCCGGUCCCCGCGAGUACUCGCUGAUGGAAGAGGUCAAAUUCCCAUACCUAUCCUCUCACGAUGCUCUCGAGGAAGUCGGCGCCCCGGACUCAUAUUCCCUUUCGCUGGACCUGACCCGCCAAGGUAUUGUUUGCGGUCCUUCAUCAGGCUUCACUCUGCAGGGUCUGUUCCAGCGUAUUGAGAAGUUCAAGCAGGAGGGCAAACUGUCAGACCUCGCUGGACCUGAUGGCGAGAUUCACUGUGUGUUCAUGUGCUGCGAUCUUCCUUUCCAAUACUUGAAUGAGUACUUCUCGAAUCUUGGCCCUGAGAAGUUCAGCGCUCUUCGCAAUGAGCGUUUGAGAAAUGUCGACCUCUACCGCUAUGACGAUGCUUGGGAGCUCAACUCUUUGUCCGCCUUGUCAAGCUACUACACAAUCCACCCUCUUGGUACUCACGACACUGUCCUGUCACUUGCAGACCAGAUUGACAAGGCCCUUACUCCCUCAGCCAACACUCAAGUCCUAGACUUUCGCUGCUCGUCCGACUACGAAGCCUUCCAUCUCCCCAACUCGGUCAACAUGCCCCUCGAGACGCUACGAGAUGGUCCCUCCAGCGGCAGCCCCUUUGCCAACCCCGCCGACGAAUGCGCCAUGCUGGAGGAGCUUUGGCUCGAGCUAGAGAGCCUCUUUAACGUCAAGGACAAGAACGGAAACCGAAACGCUAGCGCUGAAGCACUCAUGUCUAUCCUCCGAGGAAAGAGGGUACUGACUCUGUGUUACGAUGGUGAUAGCGCUCGAGUCGCCAACAGUGUCCUUCGUGCGAAGGGCGUUGAGGCAGAGAGUGUUCGUGGUGGUUACGGCGCUCUUGCUAAGUUGCAGAUGCCUUGUAACGACACCUGCGAAGUUGUUUCUUUCCCUGUCUCCAUCGAGGCUUAG